CCCCAAACAAACACAAGAUCAUCCAAGCAGAGAAGGAACUGGGAGGAAUCCAAAGAAGAUCAGGACACUUGGAUCGCAAGGGAACACAAGCCAGAAGAGAAACUUUUCCAGAGGGGAGCAGCACGUGAGGGAGACCUGAACGCCUGUCUCUGUCUCUCUCACGCCUGCCAGUUUGGUAGCUGCUCACUGGCAAAGAGGGCAUCCUUUUCAACUGCAGCUUCUCCUGUACAUGCUGCUGAAGAAAAAGCACCAGAAGAUGAACCCAGACCUCAGGACCGCUGUGGCUAUUUUUUUCCUGCAUGGAUCACUCUGGCUGCAAGGUCUUGCAAAGGGAGAAAGAUUGAUGAAACCAGAGUUGAGCUUUGCCAGGGAACAUGUUACAGUUGAUGCUGGGGACCGUUUCACCAUAACUUGCAGAGGCUCAUCUGGCUUGACAUGGCAUUGGGGAAAUGGCCAGCACAAAGAUGGCAGCCGGUGGCAGGUAGAUGAACACAAGUGCUCAGACAGGCCUCGGCAGACCUGCAGCAAGCUGAUGGUUGCCCGGACAGUCAUUGAAGACACAGGCUAUUUCACGUGUCUUUACAGCCACCUCCCUUCGAAUGAAGAACUCAAGGCCAAGAUAUACGUGUUUGUCAAAGAUGAAAAGAAGCCUUUCGUCCUAACCCACCAAACCACUCCCGAUGUGAUCUACGUAGAGAAUGCGACAGAUGUUAUCGUUCCGUGCCGGGUCACCUCCCCAGAUGUCAAACCAGAGCUGCAACUAGUGACUCCUUCCAUUAAAGCAUUCAGCUGCAAGAAGAUGGACUGGGACCCCAAGAGAGGAUUCCAUGUCAUUUCGCCCUCCUUUGAAUUCUUCAGUGGCAUGCUCCAGUGUGUGGCUUCGGUUGGUGGAGAGAGAAUCGCCUCCUUAUACAUUACACACAAAGUGGAGAGAAGGAUACAGAAUUUGGCUGUGAAAGCAACACCCAAAAGGCUGUUGGUUGGAGAAACCCUCCAUUUGGAAUGCACUGCUGAGACAUUUUUUAAUGGGCGGAUUUCAUUUGCAUGGAAAUUUCCCGGAAAGAAAGAAUAUAUACCUACAAAGUCUUUGGACAAAAGUAAGCCAGUGUAUAAAGGCACCAGUAAUGUGACGAUCCAGAAUGUUACCAUGGGAGACAGAGGAACGUAUAUAUGCCUAGGCACUGUGGACAAUGCAACAGUAAUAGUAUUGAAGAACGUCACAGUCACCAUCUACAGGAGAGCUUUCCUCAGGUUUCCCUAUAAGAAGGAACCUCCUCCUGAGAUCAUCAGGGCAGUAUCGGGGCAGAAGAUGCUGAAACUUGCUUGGAAGGUUGAAGCUUUUCCCCCACCCAGAGUGACCUGGUACAAAGAUGGCAAGCCAAUCAUGAAGAAUGACACCAGCUAUGAACCAGAUCCGAUGAAGUACAGGCUGGUCAUAAGGGAUGUGAGACCAAGGCAUGCUGGGAACUACACCAUAUUUCUGAGCAACACUAAACACGGGCUCUCCGGGAACCUCACCAUCCCGGUAGUUGUGUUUGAGAGGCCCAAAAUCUAUGAAAAGGAGACUGAUUUUUGUCCGGCUGAGCUGGUCACCAAAGGGAAAGAACAUCAACUCCAGUGCACAGUAGGUGGGACGCCUCUGCCGACCGUUCGCUGGGAAUGGAUGCCUUGCAGCCCUGGAGACGACCUGUGCAGACAACAAGGGCAAAGAAUUCAGCUGGAGAAAACCUUUGGCAAUGAAACCAGAUUUGGAACCAAUACAAUCAAGGGCAUCCAGGUUAGGAGCGUAAAACACAACGAUAAACUCAAGAUCAUAAGCACCCUCACAACUAUGGCAAGCAACGUCUCGGGGAUCUACUUCUGUGUGGCUUCCAAUACGCUUGGCAAUGAAGAAAGAAGCAUCAAAUUCUUUGUCUCAGAUGUCGUUUACAUCCAGACCGAGCCACAAGUCACCGCCAUCGUAGCAAGCAACGUCCAGCUGACCUGCAAAGCGUCCAAGUACAUCUACAACCACCUGUCAUGGUAUGACCCCCUCUCCCAGGCGGUCCCUCUGGGCUUGAUGCAGCAGAAGGUCGACAACUACUCCAUCUCCCUCACCCUGGACAUUAAGAACGUCUCGCAGGACCGUGCUGGGCUGUACAAGUGCAGAGCCCGGAGUGACCCCAGCAGCACUGAGGGCCUGGAGAAAAGCACCCUCCUCCGCAUCAAAGUAAAGACGGUGCCAUACAUUAUGGAGAAUUUUACAGAUUUGGAAGUUAAUAUUAGUGGGAAGAUUGUUCUGGAGUGCAAAGUAAAAGGAACACCAAAGCCCAUCCUUGCUUGGCUGAAAAAUGGAUAUCCAAUUGCACCUGCGUCAGGGAUAACCAUGGAAAACAACACCCUGGUGAUUGAGAGAGUGAAAAAGGACGACGAGGGUCAAUAUGAGUGCAAAGCGGUCAAUGAAAUGGGCCAAGACAGCACGGGGGCGUUUAUCAAAAUAAAAGGCUCCGAGGAAAAGUCCAACGUCGAAGUGAUCAUUCUGGUGUGCACUGGAUUGGCAGCCACCCUCUUCUGGCUCCUGCUGACUCUCUUCAUACGGAAGCUAAGAAAACCUGAUGCCACCGAUAUUAAAACGGGAUACUUGUCCAUCAUCAUGGAUCCUGAAGAAAUGCCCCUGGAUGAGCAAUGUGAGCGUCUCCCGUAUGAUAGCAGCAAAUGGGAAUUCCCGCGAGAUCGGCUGCGGCUGGGUAAAACUCUGGGUCAUGGUGCUUUUGGGAAAGUGGUGGAGGCGUCCGCUUUUGGCAUAGAUAAAUCUUCAACCUGCAAAACAGUGGCCGUUAAAAUGCUUAAAGCAGAGUGUGCAACGACCAAUGAGUGCAAGGCCCUGAUGUCGGAGCUGAAGAUCCUCAUCCAUAUCGGGCAUCACCUGAACGUGGUCAACCUGCUGGGAGCUUGCACCAAGCCCGGAGGUCCUCUGAUGGUCAUAGUAGAAUACUGCAAGUAUGGAAAUCUCUCAAAUUACUUAAGAGGGAAACGAGGAGACUUCAUUGCAUGCAAGCCACAGGACACCUCUGACCCUGCCGAGAAAAGGCUCGAGGAGUCUCUCAGCGAUCUGACGGAGCUGAUCAAGAGGCGCCUGGAGAGCGUGGCCAGCACAGGAAGCUCAGCAAGCUCGGGAUUCAUUGAAGAUAAGAGUUACACAGACUCAGAAGAGGAAGAGGAAGACACGGAAGACCUCUACAAGCGGCCCCUGACCUUGGAAGACCUGAUCUGCUACAGUUUCCAGGUGGCCAAAGGCAUGGAGUUCCUGGCAUCAAGGAAAUGCAUCCACAGGGAUCUGGCGGCCAGGAACAUCCUUUUGUCUGAAAACAACGUGGUCAAGAUCUGUGACUUUGGACUGGCCAGAGACAUUUACAAGGACCCCGACUACGUGCGGAAGGGCGAUGCUAGGCUUCCGCUGAAAUGGAUGGCUCCAGAAGCUAUUUUUGACAAAAUCUACACAACUCAGAGUGAUGUCUGGUCUUUCGGUGUGUUGCUCUGGGAAAUAUUUUCUCUAGGGGCCUCACCAUAUCCAGGGGUGCAGAUUGAUGAGGACUUCUGCCAGCGUCUCAAGGAAGGAACACGGAUGAGAUCGCCAGAAUAUUCUACUCCAGAAAUCUAUCAGACCAUGUUGGAUUGCUGGCACGGUGUCCCGACAGAAAGACCCACCUUCACAGAACUUGUGGAGCGUUUAGGAGACCUGCUGCAGGCCAAUGUGCAACAGGAUGGGAAAGACUACAUCCCGCUGAACAUUACGCUGUGUGCCGACGGAGAUUCCAACCCCAAAAUCUGCAUCCUGGAAGAGGCCGGGAGUAACCGUGUUAGUCGCUGGAGUGCACUGGAAGCCAGUAUUAACAGCAAGAACCGGCCCCUCAGCGUGAAGACGUUUGAUGAGGUGCCAGUGGGAACGGGGAAAGUGAUGCAGGAGGAAUGUGAGUCAGACAGCGGGAUGGUGCUGACUCUGGAUGAAAUCAAGAGCCGGAAGAGGCUGGAGAUCCGCUCCUGGCCUUACGGGAUCAUGGCUCUGGCGAAAAAAGCCAUCAACAAGAGCAAAGAGUCUGUGUUUUCGGAUCUCGAGCACGAAUCAGUGAAGUAUCGGCCGGCGACACAAGUGGAGGAAGCCAUUCUGGAAGCCUCUUUCCUCCUGUCGAUGGAUUCCAACUUGGAGUGCCACAGCCCUCCGCCUGACUACAACUCUGUUAUCCAGUACUCCGCUCCUCCCGUGUAACUGGCUGGGCCUGACCUGCCUCUUCUUCUGGCAUUCCUUACCAUGCAGUAUUCGUGCCAGGCCUCCAGUUUCUACUGCUGGCCUAAAAAGACGAGUGUUAAAAAGAGAGGAGGAACCUCACAGUGGCCAGGUCUCUCUGCUCUUUGUAUGCAAUCCUGAUGCAAGUGGAAAGCCUUUAAGAACAGCUGUCUUAAUGGUAUAUUUCAGCCUCUCUGGCUUUUAUAUUCUAACCUGGCAAUGCAGCAGAAUCCUUUUACUACAAGGUCACACAUUACAUCUACAUUUUGUGGGGACCUCUCCACUCUUAAAGCUUUAGGAUGUACACAAUAUUGUCUUCAGUUGUUGCUCAGAACCAACAAGUGCCUCUGAAAAUUCAUUCUAAGAACAAAGUUUCUUCUUCAGGGAUUGCAAUCCUCAAUAUGUCAGGUAUAAAGAAGGGUGGGUUUUUAAAUCUGUUUUUGUUACUUAUUGUGAUUACUGAAAGACAGAUUGAUUGCAGAACUGAGUUCAGUCUGCCAAAACCUUUGUUUCCCUGACACAUUUUGUUGCCAUUUACACUCACCAAAAAUUGAUUCCAACUGCAAAUCAACAGCAGUAAAUUAGCCAGAGGGAAAAUGCACACUGGCCCUCAAGUCCUUCACUCCUUGUGCAUGAAACCAAGAGAGAGAAUAACUGAAUUAACUUUCCCUUGCCUGGGUCUUUUUCCAAGACUAACCUUUCUCCAAUCUCUCUCUAGCUCCCAGCCAACAGCCUGAUGUUUUGGGCAGAGCAUUUUCUUGCCACAGUUUCUGCCACAGAUUCCUGGGGGGUGGGGGGAGGUUGUAGUUUAGCAAGAAUGCUCUGCUAGAGAUCACUAGCUCCUCUCAUAGAAAUCCUGGGGAGCGCAAAUGACUAUUAAGCCAGUAUACUACAGAUAUACUCCCAAGCGGUAUUGUCUGAGAAGGAAGUUGUUUUCAAGUCUCUCGUAUACCACGUUUUGGCAGCCAGUGCAAUCCCUCACUCCAAGUCAUUCAGCAGAGACCAUGCUGCAUACUUAGGCAAACUGGGGAGCAUAAUCAUGAUUAGGCCACUGCAAUGUCACGGGGGGGGGGGGGGUAAAGACAAAAGGAUGGCGCUGAACUGAGCAAGGACUGUCAGAAGGCAAACCUAAAGCCCUCUGAAACUGUGAAUCCAGAAGCAUCCUGAGAGGGUGCUUUUUAGAUCGUGCCAAAAAACAAAUCCUCUUUCUUGGGCAGGCUCAAGCUUGGGUCCCCAGAUGAUGUUGGACUACAACUCCCAUCAACUCCAGCCAAAAUGGCUGGAGACCCAACAGGGUUGGGGACCCCUCACUGCCCUGCCUUAACCAGCCACAAGAUGACUCCUCAAGAUGUCCAUUGAACCAUGUAGCAAUGUAACUGUAUGUCUGUAUCACUGCCGCUUAGAUAAGCUAGUACAGACAGAGCAGAACAGGGCAGCUAGACUUGACUUGCAAAUAACUGAUUCACAAGCUCCUUGGAUGGUCCGGCUACCCAGCCCCCUGCUGCAGUGGCCCCAGACAGUCUGGGUGUGGAUUGGCUUGGACCGAUAGGUGUGCUUUCUCCUUUAACAGAAAAUGAGCUUGUGUGGAAAUGUUUGCUUGGGAAAGCUAAUUCCAGGAAGGGGUUUUAAAGGAAGGAGUGCAGAAAUGACGCUCUUGUAUACAAGAAGACAUCAGAAAUAAUUAGCUAAGGGCCUGCAGCCCAGGAGCCAUUUGCGUGCUGUGGUGUGUAGGCACUUUGCCAAAUACACAUGCAGCUGUAAAGGGCAUGGGGAUAAUUCGGGGGGGGGAGGGUUGCCAACUUCCCAAUGGGCUCCUGUGGGGUUGCCUUUAAAGACUGGUUUGGUCUGCAGCAGUUAGCAAGCGAUCUGUGGCAAGGCGUGGAUCAGCUCCUUGCCUUGAAAAGCUGCCCCUGCCCAUUUCUGCAGAGCAAAUAAAUCUCCAUAAAAGCACGCGAGAGCAAGCCAACUCUGUCGCUUGCUGGCCUAGAAAGGUGGGACGAUCUCUGCAGCAGUUUCCACCUUCUGGUUUUUCUUUCUGCCAAUAGCCUUCUGCAGGUCAGAGGUAUUCUUUGGUUCUGUGUGACCCAAGUCCUCGCUCCUGGAACCAAACCUCUGAUUAACGUAGAAUCCUCUACCAGGAUCCCUGAAAACUAGUUUCAGGAUUUGGAGGAGAAUAUUUGGCUUUCCCAGUAGAACCAUUAUUAACUCUAGCAGCAGCAAAGAAAAGCAAAGUGUGUGUGUGUGUGUGUGUGUGUGUGUGUGUGUGUGUGUGUGUGUGUGUAUUAGGGCCUUAAAUUCAACUACUCAUUGGAAAAGGUAAGAAAGGGAGGAAUCAAAGCUGCCUCAUAGCACAAGCAUAGGAUUGAACCCAAGUCCCACCCCUCAAUCAUCCUUUUGAUGGGCUGAAUAGCAUGACCCCAUCCCCUCUACAGCAUGUCCCAUGGUGUCCAAGUAUGUUAUCAUACAUGUAAAGGGCAGGAGUUGGGGCCUCAGAUAUUGUUGAACUACAACUCCCAUCAUCCCCAGUCACAAUGGCCAUGGGAGCUGUGGGCCCAUGCUGGAGACCCAACAUUGGAUAUUCCUGGUGUUGCACAUGCCGGACUCCUAAGGCAGUUCGUGUCAUGAUUAGCGCUCCCUGUAACAGGGAUCUCCCCAGAUGCGGUUGACUACCAGCUUGCAUCAUCAUUCCCAGCUGCCAUGGUCUUUGCCACCAUAUCUGGGAAUCCCUGUUACAGAGAACGCCAGCCGGGAGGGACUUGCAGGAUGGAGUCUCCCUGCAGGCUGGUUGCACAACCCGCUUCUCAUGCUGAAUCAUCGAAAGCCUAGGAAUUCCUCCACAAAUAUCUUCCAGUGAGAUGAGAUUGGAUCUUUGUGUAGGAUGCACCUUCCCAGAGGGAAAGGCUGCCCCACAAACUCCGUCUAGCAUUUCCGCAGGGGAGGUGCUGUUGUUGGCCUCACAGACAAAUCCUACUUUUUAGCUAGAAGUAUUGCCUGAAAAUGGGAGUUAUUUUACUUGUAUUUGUAUUGUAUUUACUAAUAUUCCGUUUGUCCUUUCCUUCCCACCCUUAAUUUAAUUAUCGUUCUUCCAAUUAUGUUAACAAUACAUAUUUAUAUAUAAAAAUAUAUAUAUAUGAUAUGCAGUCCCUCUGAAGUUCACCACUUCUAAGUCCUCUUGAGAGUGUUACAGUGCAGUCCUAUGCAUGUUUACUCACUGCUGCGUUCAAUAGGGCUUACUCCUGGGUAAGUAUGCACAGGACUGCAGUCUUAAGCACAUGUGUAACCUCCUCCCAGACAGGAUCUCCAAGUGCCUGACUUUAGCUGGAUUGUUCUCACGGUGUUUAUCUGUAGAAGCCGCUCAGUUUAGAUGUUCAUUUAUGUAUCAUGAUUUUUAAGUCCAAAAGAGCAGGAAAUGCCCAAAUAUCAAAGCACGAAGUAUCUUUACUACAAAAUGUCACUAACGCUUGCUGGCCAGGCCUCAGUUUACAGUAACUGUUCCCAGUUCCAUCCUCCUUGCCUGUCAAAAUCUCCCUUGGGUCCACUGGCGUUAGGAGUUCUCCAUUUUUAUUUCUAUUCUGAGUUAUUCUACCUGGCUUAGGGGACUAUGGGGGCCUCAUAGGUUUGUUUGACGGGCAGCUCAAAGGAAAAGAUAGUUGGCUCUGUUCCCACUUACGACUGAUCUCAUGGCUGGGCAGAAAGAGGAACUGGCUUGUUGCUCAAUGAAGUAUAUUUUGAUGUUUUUUGAAGAUUACUCAGGGAAUUAUUUGUGACUUCGGAGGGCACUCAGCAAACUGCCUUGGUGACCUGAUUAAUCUCAAAUUCCUCUGAUAUUAAUCAGUACAGAUCUCUGUUUUUUUCCAAAUGAUACUGCCUCUUUGUCUCCCCUGCAGCAAUUACCACACACAGAGAGCUGUAGGCUAGUGACUUUCUGCCUCUUCUCUCCCUCUCACAGUGGUUUCAGACAAGUAUAAACCAUGCCAUUCAUAGUCACAACUAUGCUUUCCUUGAGCAUAGGAACCAUGCUUGAACCAUGCUUUCCUUGAGCCGAUUCCUCAAAAAUACAUUCCUUGUCCUGCUCUAACGAUAUUAUCAUCAUUCACCAACAGUGUAAAGUUGAGGCAAAAUCAUUACUUACCUUCUUUCUUGUCCCUCUUCAUUUCCGAUGGUUUUGGUUGAGACAAAUACUUGAAGGCGAUUCCACUGAGCCACUGAUCUCCUCGGGGGUGCAUCUGUGCCCAGCUUUCUUCUCUGGAGGGGCAGCGCUUCAAAACCUGGCAGCCCCUGUUUGGCACAAAAUGUCAGUGAGACAAGAAAGACUAGUAGCCAAGCCACAGAGCUGGUGUGUGCAAUCUUGGCGCUGCAGCUGUUGUUGGACUUCAACAACAGCUGCAGGGCCAAGUUUGCCCACCCUUGCCACAGAGAAUGGUGCCACUUUAGCGCACAACCUUCAGCUCUGAAGGAUUGUCAUCUAUGAUCCAAAUGACACCAUAUCUAAAACAUGUUUGUUCCUGCGUGUUUAGAAUAAAGGUGAACAGCUACUGCAGAGGCUCAAUCCAGGAAAUUCCUAAUGUGUCCCUUUUUUAGAAAGAUGUUCUGCUUUCCUAUGGGCUUUUAAAAGAUUCUGCCACAACACAGCUCUAAUGAAGCAUCACCAGCCAACGGCCCAAAACAACUGGGCCAAUCCACUUGAGUGAACUUAAACUUAUCCUGUUAACAGAAUGCAUUGGAAUCUAAGUAAAUGUUGUUAGGAAAGUGUUCUGCCACUGUGACUGGUGGUGGGAUUGUGAUUUACAGAACUACUGUUUGAAGUAAGAGAUGGGAGAGAAGUGGCUCCCCCCCCCCUCUCUCUCUCUCUCUCUCUCUCACACACACACACACACACACCUUAAACUCCCUGAAAAACUCCCCCAUUGGGAUUAAGACACAAGGAAUAUAGGCAGACCUCGUUAUUCAGGUGGUGGUGGUGUUUUAGGUUCCACACCCACAACUGCAAAUAACAAAACUGUGAAUAACAAAGCAUUAUGUCAAUGGGAAUUCGGGGGUUAGGUCUUGGAGUCUCAGAAAAUGGCCUGAAAAAUCCCCAGAACUUGUGGGCGGGGGGGGGGGGGGGGAGAAGAGCUGGAAAAAAAUGAUAAUGCACCAUAGUGUGCCUUGGCCACCUCAGAUGGCCUGCCCUCCCAGUCCCUCCAGGAAUGCAUAAAUAUGGUGCCAUAAUGAAAGGUCAAAGAAACAUCUCCUUGCUGUUGUCAUCUGGCACAUAGCAGCACGACCCCCAGGACUCAACGGUUCUCAGGUUGGCAUUGCAGCAUGAGAGACAGUUCAAGUAAGAACCCAAGGGGUAGUCCCCUCACCCCGCAAAGUUCAAGAUCAAGAUCAGCACUUUAGAGUCAUCACAGCAUUCAAAUUCAAGUUCACGUCCAGCACUUUAGAGGCACCACUGCAUCAGAGAUAGGUUAAGGUCAAGUUCAUCACUAGAGGUGUGGCAUUCACAUCAUUGCAUGAGAGCAGUGGUCCCUCUAAUUUUUUUCACCUCUGUGCAGAAUGAGUUUUGUUCUAGGUGGCAGGAUCAAGGCAGUGUGCGCGCACCUGCAUUCAGGGUGGGGUCUUCCUGAUUCAACCUGAGCGGGAUCUAAAAGGAACUGAGCAGGCAUCCAAAAACUUGUGAACGGGUGCACGUGCGAAUGCCUUCGAGGGACCCGUGAAUGAGAGACAGGUCAAGUGCAAGUUCCACACUCUAGAAGCAUCACAGCGUCGGAGACAGGUCAAGUAAGCGCACACAGAGGAUUUCCCUCACCCCACUGCAGGAGUUAGCAGCACUCCUUUCUGUGUCCUUUGGCGGCAAAGGAAAUCAAAGACACAGUGGAGUUCCCUCACUCCGUCCAGUUUCCUUAGGUGGCAAAACAAAGAUAAAAACAGCGACGGCUGCUGGCAUUUGCAGCACAAACAGUCCAUACGGCUGACGCAGGUCCUGCAGAGGCAGACCUGCCUUCACCAUCAUCGCCGUCUCCCUCCUCAAAGCCAGCGAAGGUGCUAGUGUCGCUCUCCAGUGAUGACAGCCAGUGCACUGCUCAGCUGCAGUGGCAGAUAUACUUGUGGCCUUUGAAAAGUACGGAUACUGGACUGCUUCGCCUUGCUUUGCCUCGCCCUGCACGUGUCUCUGUCUGGUUGCAAAGCUGCCUGCAGCUGCUGCCUCAAAUUUAUGCUGCACUCCAUUAGUGGGUCGAGCUCAAACGCCUUAUCCGACAAUGCAGAUCCCAGUUGGAGGAUCUCUGAGAGCCCCUGCAUAGUGGAGGGCUUGGGGAGCAUCUCCUCCUCCUCUUCCUCUUCACCCUUGCUCUCAGGUGCUGCCUGCAGUAUCUCCUCCUGUUCUUCUGCUGUUAGCUCCUCUUGGUGGGAUCCGAGGAACUCCUGCACCUCAUAUGCCUCAAUGCCUCCCAGGCCCUUACCAGCAACAGCACAUGCAAGGCUAGUGAUGCGUUGUACCUCAUCCGCCACAGAGGGAACAGCUGCAGUGAGUGAAGAGGUGCCUGCCUCGGGCCCCAACCUCCUCCACACUGCAUUCCAUGUGUGGGGCUGUGUCUCAGAAAGGGGUGCUGCAGUGUGCAGUCGGUGAUGCUAUAGCCUUUCCAGCAAUUGCUGGCCAACAGUGAGGGAUCGGCCUCCAUCAUAUCCAGCAGCCUUCCAAAAGUGUGCCAUGUGUAGCACGACUUAAAGGUCGCUAUGAGACCUUGGUCCAUGGGCUGGGUUCACGAAGUAGUGUCAGGUGGCAAGAAGGCAAUCUGCAAGCCCGGGUGUGCAAACCGCAGUGCCUCAGGGUGGCCAGAGGUGCUGACCAACACCAGGAGGACUCUGAAGGCCAGGUUCUUAGCGGCAAGGUACCUCCGCACCUCAUGAAGGAAGCAGUUGUUCACCUAAUCUGUGAACGCUGCUGUGGUCACCCACACCCUCCAAAAGAUGGGAAGCUGGCUCUUCUUCUGGCCUUUGAGGGCACAAGAGUGCUGGGCUCAGUCAGGCGGCAUGGGCUUGAUGACUCAGUCCACAGCAGCAUUGCCACGCACCAGCAGGCGGUCCUUCGCUGCCUUGAAGCCCGGAGCAAUUCUCUCUUCCUUGCUGAUAAAUGAGCAGGAAGGCAUCCGCUUCCAGAACAGGCCUGUCUCAUCUGCCCUGAAGCCCUGCUCUGGCCUGGUCCCUCCAGACUAUAUCAGCUGUUGGAACUCUGCGGGGUAAUGUUCCGCCACCUCAUGGUCUGCUGAUGCUACUUUGUGGAGGCUGUAGUGGUACUUAAACUUCUCAAACCAGCCCUAGCUGGCCUGGAAACUGGACUCGACGCCUUCUGGCGUUGCCGCCACUUGACCGCCUUCUCCCACAGAGCACCUGUAGAACCUUAGCACCUUCUCGUGGAUUACAGGUCCACUCUGUGGAACAUUCUUCUGGGUCUGAUCCUCGAUCCAGAGGCUGAGUGCUUUCUCCAUCUGUUCCAUGUGGGACUCACAGGGAUGGAAUGCCACCUUCAGACUCUGCCAUGCUCCAGAGACCACACCAGUGCGGAUGCUGGCUUCCCACUUCUUAAUUGAGCAGACUGUUGACUCGAUUCCAUAAUGACAGCCAACGGAUGCUGUGCUGUCCCCACGAGGCAGCAUGUCCAGGAGCGUGAUCUUUUUGCACAAGGGCAACACCUUGGGCGACCUUUGGCCACCUCAGCAGAACUCUCCAUUGCACACCUGAUCAUCUUGACUGUGGAGGAAGAAAAAAUUGGAACAGCACAGCACAGGUGCAGCACAAAACUGAUAAAUGUACAGAACGGCAAGGGUUCAGUAAUUAAUUUACAAGAUGAAUUUCACAGUAGAGUACUGCAAGUUGUUUCCUUUAAUUAAAAAAAUUUUUUUUAAAAAAAAUACUGCACACUGAACAGAAUACAACUGUGGUGCAUUGUACAGCCAGGGUUCUGUAAGUAAUUUACAAGAUGAAUAUCACAGUGCUGUUAAUUGUUUCCUUUUAAAAAUAUUUUAAAAAUAAAAAUAUCUUUUUUAAAAACUGCAGGGCAUUGUAUGCGAAGAGUUCAGUAAUUAAUUAACAUAAAAGUACAUGUACUGUAAGUUGUUUCCUUAAAACAUGAAAUAUAAAAUAAUAUUGCAAUGCACUGUGCAUUGAUUUAUGUUAGUGCUGUGUGUUACCAUCUUCCCGGGGCUGAAUGGUGCUCCAGGAGGUCCCUCCAAGAUGUUCAAUGAGGGCAGCAGCAGAAAGGCCGCCACUGGCCUGGUUAGCCUCCACAGAGACCCAAAGCGCUAAGACAGCAAAAGCUAAGAGGAAUGGCUCCAAAAAGCUCCCACAGGAGACCAAGCCUCCACUGUACUGCCACAAGCUAAAGCUUUCGUGUUUUCCUCCCAUGUGAAAAACACACAAAACACACCACCAGAACAAUCGUCCAACCUCCUCUCUCACAGACAUAUAUGGGCACCGGAGGCUCGCGAUGAAAAACGUGGAUAGGUGAGACAUGCGGCCGCAAAUGCGGAGGUCAGGGAAUUGUUAUUUAACCAUGGAUACGCGACUCCACAAAUAUUGGAACCGUGGAUGACGAGGUCUGCCUAUAUUAUCCUUUGGCCGUUUUAUCAGUAUGGUUGAUGUAACUGGGUGCGUGGGGACUCUUGAGCAAGUUUAAAAUCUGGGCUUCAUCAAAGCUUACAAUCCUUGGUGGAAAAAACACUGGAGUUUACCUUGUCCUUCCUAGCCAACCUGAGCCACCACAUGGGUCUGAAAGCAUCUUUUAAUACCCCAGUCCACUAGGGCAGCAGCUAGGCCUUGGGGACGGGAGACGAGGGUGGCAUGCACUGAGCAGAAAUGCCCACCACAGACCCUUCCCUAUAGAUCGGCGUUGUCAAAGCCAACGGCGAAACUCCCAAUAAGCAGGGCUUCAGAAAACGUUAGAACUGCCACAGUCUCCUCCAAAGGCUAUGGAAUGUAUGGUGAAACUGACCCCGGUCUGUCUGAAGAACGUAUGCACUGAAUGGGGGGGGGGGAGAAAAACCUGCUCUCUUAUGUAGUCAAAAAUGUAUUGUAAUUAUUAACCAAAAAUUAAAUAAAAGAAUUCUAUAUUUAUACAG
Molecule: messenger RNA, 13362 nt
Organism: Hemicordylus capensis (graceful crag lizard)
Lineage: Eukaryota; Metazoa; Chordata; Lepidosauria; Squamata; Cordylidae
Product: vascular endothelial growth factor receptor kdr-like
Exons: 30
Coding region: 230-4246 (1338 amino acids)
Biological process (GO): protein phosphorylation; positive regulation of kinase activity; multicellular organism development
Cellular component (GO): signaling receptor complex; plasma membrane
Molecular function (GO): vascular endothelial growth factor receptor activity; ATP binding
Source: RefSeq, a predicted model, not a curated record